Molecule: messenger RNA, 1047 nt
Organism: Phyllostomus hastatus (greater spear-nosed bat)
Lineage: Eukaryota; Metazoa; Chordata; Mammalia; Chiroptera; Phyllostomidae
Product: UL16-binding protein 1-like
Exons: 6
Coding region: 1-1047 (348 amino acids)
Biological process (GO): positive regulation of T cell mediated cytotoxicity; immune response; antigen processing and presentation of endogenous peptide antigen via MHC class Ib
Cellular component (GO): external side of plasma membrane
Source: RefSeq, a predicted model, not a curated record
AUGGCGCGCAGGGGUCCGAGCGCCACGCUGCUGCAGCUUCGGGGAGAGGCGCCUGCACAGAGCGCCCGGGACAGUGUCCGCGAGAAGUCGUCCCCCUCCCGCGGCCUCUUCCGGAGUGCGGGUCGUCUGUGUACUCGGAGCGAGGGGGACACGGAGCAGGCGCACAGCCAGCCGAGGCGCUCUCAGUCGCCCGGAGCGUGGGGCGGUGUUACAGGGGCGUCUCCGCUCCUCUGCGGACCCGUGGGCGAGAAGGCAUUCAGGACAGACAUUUCCCGCCCCUGUGGAGCUGAGCUCCAACUGCUGCUCACCGUGGAGGGGAUGGCAAGCUGCAUAUUCCGUCUUGCGGUCUUCUUCCUGGCUGUGCUGUCCUACGGUUCCGGCGCGCUAGGCGAUGCACACUCUCUUUGCUCUGUAUUGAGUGUCUCUGCCAGUGGACCACCAUGGUGUGAGUUUCUAGGCACCAUCCAUGAGACCCCAUUUUUUAAAUAUUCUUGCAAGAGUCGGAUGGCCGAGCCGGUCGGUCCUGUGGGGAUGAUGUUGAAUGCCACAGAGGCCUGGAACCAACAGUGUGAACACUGGACGGAGCUGUUCCCUGAGCUCCAGAACGCACUACUGGACAAUCAAAAAACUAUUGGUGAAGCCUUUGGGAGAGAUUCUCUUGCCCUGCAGGGCAGCAUGAUGUGUGAGCAGGAAUCCAAUGGAUGCCCCAAAACAUUCUGGGAGUUUGGCUUCAAAGGACAGAUGUGUCUCCACUUUGACUCGAAGAAUAGACGCUGGGCAGAGUUGCACCCUGGAUGUAGUUCGUUGAAAGACACACUGGACAAAAACAGUGAUAUAUCCAGACGCCUUGAUUGGAUCUCAAAUGGAAAUUGUGUGAAGUUGCUUAAUCAGAGCACAGUUCUGAACACAAAAGCUGCACCAAUCAUGGCCACAACUACAGCCCCAGCCCCAGCCCCAGCCCCAGCCCCAUCCAAGGCUGUGAUUGUCAAGGACAACAUCGCCUUGGUCCUCACACCGAUUUGUAUCUUACUCACACUUGGCAUCUAG